AUGCAGACUGCUUCUACAAAUAUUUGUGAAAGAAUGGGUCGCUCUCAGGAACUCAAUAAAAUCAAGUGUUGUACCAUGGUAGGUUGUCACCUGUGCAAUAAGUCCAUCCAUGACAUUUCCUUGUUACUAAAUAUUCCACGGUCAACUGUUAGUGAUAUUAAACCAAAGUGGAAGCAACUGAAGUGGUAGGCCACGUAAAAUGACAGAGCGGGGUCAGCACAUGCUGAAGCGCACAGUGCGCAGACAUCACCAACUGUCUGCAGAGCAGAGAAAUUAUUAAGCAUGCUCCAACACAGUGUUUCUCAACCUUUUCUUCAGUCAAGGCACCCUUUAAAAUUAUGGACAAUUUCAAG
This is a messenger RNA of Staurois parvus, 353 nucleotides long. The record is from the annotation of a GenBank genome assembly. NCBI's taxonomy places the organism in Eukaryota, Metazoa, Chordata, Amphibia, Anura, Ranidae.